Messenger RNA from Dermochelys coriacea (leatherback sea turtle), 1988 nucleotides. It is a transcript of the gene IL20RB, whose product is annotated as interleukin 20 receptor subunit beta. Gene Ontology annotation, molecular function: interleukin-20 binding. Bases 102 to 1040 code for a protein of 312 amino acids. NCBI's taxonomy places the organism in Eukaryota, Metazoa, Chordata, Testudines, Dermochelyidae. The record is from RefSeq and is a predicted model, not a curated record. The transcript is spliced from 7 exons.
AUCCCCACAUUGCUCAAAGCAUGGAUAGACUGAAUGGUGUUCCUUGUCUGGGAAGAGGAAACUCAGAGCCAAACUACAUGGCAUGAACCUGGACAAAGACAAUGAGUCUGAGUGAAGUGUUCACAAGCCUCAUCUUCAUUCUCUGCUCUGUGAUUGCACCUCUUCUCACAGAUGAAGAAGCCCUGCUGCCAGCCCCUCAGAAUAUCUCUAUCCUGUCCACCAACAUGAAGCACUUCCUGACCUGGAGUCCAGUGACGGUCCCUGGAGAAACUGUGAGAUACUCUGUUGAGUUUCAGGGGGAGUAUGAAAGAGAUUAUGCCAACGAGAUCUGGAUACCCAUCAGUGAAUGUUCGCUCAUCAUUGUGACUCAGUGCAACGUCACAGAGGACAUCUCUGCCACCGUGCCCUAUAACCUACGCGUGAGGGCAAACCUAGGUUCUCAGGUUUCAAAGUGGAGCACACUAAAAGUUCUCUUCAAUCGCAUAACAACUUUCCUCACCCCACCCAUAAUGGAAAUCUCUGCAGACGGGUAUCACUUACUGGGGAAGCUGGAAGACCUGGGACCAGCCUUUCAAUUCCACAUAUUCUAUUGGAGGAAGGGCCAGGAAAGUUGGGUGCACAAGAAGACUGUGAAGGGGAUCAGCUCUGUGGUGCAUCUGGACACCAUGGAGGCAGGAGCUGAGUACUGUGUGAAAGCCCAGACCUACGUGGAGGCCAUCAACAGGAGCAGCAACUUCAGCCAAACGCAGUGUGUUCGUGGGCCAGAAGGUGGCAGAUCUACAUGGAUGAUGACUGUCAUGGUGUCCUUCACGGGAUUUGUUGUAGGUGUCUUGGCUCUGCCUUUCCUUGCCUGGAAAAUGAGUCAAAUCUUCCAGUAUUCCUGCUGUCCAGUCAUUGUCCUACCAGACACCCUGAAAGUUACUGAGUCCCCCGCAAUGUUAAUACACUGCAGGAGUGAGGGGACUGAAUGUUGUGACGUGGCUGUGCAUGUGAUUCCCCCCGAAGAGAUCCUCCGACUGUGGAUUCAGGAUGCACUUUAAAGCUGCCCAGAGAUAAUCAACCCCGUAGAAAACCAUCUAUGAACAGAUUUAGCAGAUUGUGCACUGGGAGCCUGGACACAGUUCCACAAACUCAGGGUAUGUCUAUCCAGAGGGAUCAAUGGGAAGCUUUUUGAUGUUGUAUGGUAACUUGCAGGACGCAAGUCGAACCAAGAGUGUACACACGGGACUCCAGUUCUGUUUUUAAUUCACAUUCUUGUGACCCUGGGAGUCCGUUAUGGCCAACUGGCAUAGGGCCCUCAUACUAUAACUCACAUCAAGCCUCACACACUCAUUGCCCCAACGUACUGUCAUCACAAUAUAUGCAUCUCAAAAGUAUCUUGUAAGGUAUCAUAUGUAAACUGGUGGCACACUGGUCACUCCAAAAAUCACUGAUGUAUGUGUGGGUUGACUACAGAGAGUUAUAAAUGUAUGCUGGAAAUGUGUUUGUAAAAUGUGUUUGGGAGGCAGACCAUAAAACCAGACUGCCCUAGAUAAAGAAAUGUGUACCUACCUGUCUGACCAGCUUGGUCAUAAGCAGAGGACAAUGGAAGAACAAAGCCAUCAAGUUAAAUAGGUAGGGGAAAAGACUGUUUAACAAUCACAUUGGGGGACCGAAUCUACACCCCAGGAUGCCUUCCUGGCUCUUGAGGCUGAGACAAUGGACUUUGAGUAAUAGAAGGGGAGCAAAAAGACAUUUUAGUGAUCCAUCACUGAGGAGACAAAGGGUACAGCACCCUUGCAGUCUGUGAAAGUUGGAUCUCCCUAGUCUGAAAGGCUAGGAAUGCUGGUACCUACAUCAAGUUAAGAAAAGUUAAGAAUGUAACUUUUUAAGAUUAUGUUCUUGUCAUUAGAAAGCAUGUUUUAUUUUGUUUGUAACCAGACCUGUCUUUUUCUCUUGCUUAGUAUCACUUAAAUCUCUGUUCUUUGUUAAUAAACUUAUUCUUGUUU